GCUCCUGCGAUCAUUGACAUCUUUGCACGCAAUCAGCCAACACUUGUACCGUCGAACGACAACAAGUACGAUCACAUCAAGAUGCGUCCGACUCCUCGUCUUAUGAUGCAGGCCACCAAGGCUCUGCGGUCGGCUGGCCACCCUGAUCCAAAGAACGGAGUAUACAUGGGCUGGUGGGGUGACUUGGGGUCGCAAACUCAGAAAGGAAUCGUCACAUACGCCGUGUCGCCGAACAGACAAGAUCCCAUGGCCGGCGCCUUCAAAAAUGCCGUCUUUAACACAUAUCGCCGCACAUACCAUCAAAUCCUCUACUGGCUCCCUCCAUUGGUUCUGGGAUAUGUUCUUAUGGAUUGGGCCACUGAAAGAAACGAAUACUUGAACUCCAAGCCUGGACGAUUGGAGGAGGGAGGCGCAGGGGAAUAAGCUUCCCAGUUGAUGGUGUCGUUCAGCAAUAUUGUACAUAAGCGGAACCAGUGGAAUGCAAUAAAGGAGUUUCAUCAUCAAACAUCCUGCAUCAAACGUCUUGCCUUGCCUUAAAGCCUGUCGGCACCAGACCUGCGCUCCAGUGGUCUCAGUCUCCUCUCUCUGCGGCUUCGUGAUCACCACUGUCAUGGGCGUCUACGUGCCUGCCGAACGAUGUCUGAACGAUGUCUUGGAUGUCUUGUUGCGGUUGAUCCCAUUUGUUGAUGAUUCUCAACAAAGCUGUGAUGCCAGGAAGUAAGGAUUGUGGUUGCAGUGACAUAGGGCGUAGAACUUUUUUGAAAUGCAGCAGCGGCUUCCGGUGGACUGGGGUUAGCCUGGACCUAUUCGAGGCAUAUCGUGAUGUUCGCUGAGACUGCUGAGAUAGCGAUUCAAUUCUUCG
Molecule: messenger RNA, 862 nt
Organism: Exophiala xenobiotica
Lineage: Eukaryota; Fungi; Ascomycota; Eurotiomycetes; Chaetothyriales; Herpotrichiellaceae
Exons: 4
Coding region: 82-423 (113 amino acids)
Biological process (GO): mitochondrial electron transport, ubiquinol to cytochrome c
Source: RefSeq, a predicted model, not a curated record